CCUGGGGGGCGGGGAGGCGGGCCCGGAGCGGCGCCUGGGCAGGAGGAAGCGGCCUCGGCGGCGGCGCUGCCGGCGUGGCGGCGGGAUGGAUCUGUUCGGGGACCUCCCGGAGCCCGGCUCCUCGGCGGCGGGGAAGGAAGCCCAGAAAGGGCCUCUGCUUUUUGACGAUCUCCCACCAGCCAGCAGUGCUGACUCAGGAAAAGGAGGUUCUUUACUUUUUGAUGAUCUUCCGCCAGCCAGCAGCGGUGACACAGCCUCCAGUGCUACUGAGCAGGUCUCAUCAGCAGGGAGCCAUGGGAAAGGGGAGAAGAGAAAGUCCUUGGAGGAGGAAGAGAAGAAUGGCAGGGAAGAACUUGUGGAAAAGAAAGUUUGUAAAGGGUCAGCGGGCAUUCUUGGAUUGAAGGGUUAUGUGGCAGAGAGGAAAGGUGAAAGAGAAGACAUGCAGGAUGCACAUGUCAUCUUAAACGAUAUCACUGAGGAAUGCCAGCCUCUGCCCUUCCAAAUCACACGUGUCUCGUACUUCGCUGUUUUUGAUGGCCAUGGGGGAGUCCGAGCCUCAAAAUUUGCAGCACAGAAUCUGCACCAAAACCUGAUUAAGAAAUUUCCUAAAGGUGAGGUAGUCAGCGUGGAGAAAACUGUGAAGAGAUGCCUUUUGGAUACCUUCAAACACACAGAUGAAGAGUUUCUAAAGCAGGCAUCCAGCCAGAAGCCAGCAUGGAAAGAUGGCUCCACAGCUACUUGUGUCCUAGCUGUCGACAAUAUUCUCUACAUAGCCAACCUUGGGGACAGCCGGGCGAUUCUGUGUCGUUACAAUGAAGAGAGUCAGAAACACGCGGCCUUAAGCCUCAGUAAGGAGCACAACCCCACCCAAUAUGAGGAGCGUAUGCGGAUACAGAAAGCUGGGGGAAAUGUCAGGGACGGAAGAGUCCUAGGAGUGCUGGAGGUUUCCCGCUCCAUUGGGGAUGGCCAGUACAAACGGUGUGGUGUUAUCUCUGUGCCAGAUAUCAAACGCUGCCAACUCACACACAACGACAGGUUCAUUCUGAUAGCAUGUGAUGGCCUCUUUAAAGUCUUUACACCAGAAGAAGCUGUGAACUUCAUUGUGUCCUGCCUGGAGGAUAAGAACAUCCAGACGAGAGAAGGGAAGCUAGAAGCAGAUGCUAGAUAUGAAGCUGCCUGUAACAGACUGGCCAACAAGGCAGUACAGCGAGGGUCAGCGGACAAUGUUACGGUCAUGGUGGUCCGGAUAGAGCACUGAGAGAUGAAGUGCGGCAGCAGGAUCCCCAGCUUGCAGCGGAUGUAAGGGAAGGAAGAAGUCAGUGUGCGUGCAUGUGUGGCCGGGGGAGGGAGGGUCCUGCUGGAUGCUCUUCAGUGUAAAUAAAGGUGGUUUGUUUUUUUUUUUCUAAUAGUUUUAGCUCACUUGGCUAGCAGUGUUUUCUAAGUGGCUGCCACAGUGGAUCAGCCUAUGCGGAAAUCUCUUGUCCUGUCAACCCCCCGUGAAUGUCUUGGCAAACCAAAUAAAUCCAUUUUGCAGAGGUGCUAGCAAGAGCAGGCAUCUGUGGGCAUGAACUCUGCCAGCUGUUCCAAA
This is a messenger RNA of Harpia harpyja (harpy eagle), 1588 nucleotides long. It is a transcript of the gene ILKAP, whose product is annotated as ILK associated serine/threonine phosphatase. Bases 86 to 1258 code for a protein of 390 amino acids. Gene Ontology annotation, biological process: protein dephosphorylation. Gene Ontology annotation, molecular function: protein serine/threonine phosphatase activity; cation binding. The record is from RefSeq and is a predicted model, not a curated record. The transcript is spliced from 12 exons. Lineage: Eukaryota; Metazoa; Chordata; Aves; Accipitriformes; Accipitridae.